GGCACUUCCCCUUUUCAUCGAAUCUCUCACAAAAGUCUCAUUACUAGUAACAAUUUGGAGAAAUUAUUGCCAUUAUAAGGUUUACUUGUAUAAUUAUAAGCAUCUUUUAACAUAAUCGAAGGUUUAUUUUGUUUUUCGACUCUGAUUUCGCAACUAUUGUGGAAACUCAACGAUAUAUUUAAUGGCGAUGAGUUUAAAUCAGAUCGGAGCUUUGUCUGGGACUCCAAUCUCAACCGAUUCAGGUCACACGGCGGGAGGAGAGUCAACAACAGCUGCAGUCAGUGCGUCCGCUGUAUGGAGAUCUCAACCGGCGAAUAUCCGUGUAUCGGUACAGAAACAAGGGGCGGAGAUGGACAGGUUGUCGCCGUCUCCACCGAUGAGUCCGGUGAGAGGCGGAAUGAGAGCGGAUCUGUCGGUGGCGUGCCAAGCGUUAAUGGAAGCUCCGACGGAGGAGGUGGUGGUGAGAGAGCAUCGAAGUGGUGGCGUUGGAGGUAAAGGGAAGGGGGUUCCGGUUUAUGUAAUGAUGCCGUUAGAUAGUGUUACGAUGGGGAACGGAGUGAAUAGGAGGAAGGCGAUGAAUGCGAGUUUACAGGCGUUGAAGAGCGCCGGAGUUGAAGGGAUAAUGAUGGAUGUGUGGUGGGGAUUGGUGGAGAGGGAGGCGCCCGGAGAGUAUAAUUGGGGCGGUUAUGCGGAGCUGUUAGAGAUGGCCAAAAAGCAUGGGCUAAAGGUACAGGCGGUCAUGUCCUUCCAUCAAUGCGGCGGAAACGUCGGUGAUUCCUGCACGAUUCCUCUUCCAAAGUGGGUGUUAGAGGAGAUCAACAAUGACCCUGAUCUUGCGUACACAGAUCAAUGGGGAAGAAGAAACAAUGAAUAUCUUUCCCUUGGUUGCGACACCAUCCCCUGCCUCAAAGGCAGGACUCCAAUUCAGUGCUACUCGGAUUACAUGCGUGCUUUCAAAGACAAAUUCAGUCAUCUUCUUGGUGACACCAUCGUGGAAAUUCAAGUUGGAAUGGGUCCAGCCGGAGAGCUUCGAUACCCAUCUUACCCGGAGAAAGACGGAGUAUGGAGGUUCCCGGGAAUCGGAGCCUUUCAGUGUUACGACAAGUAUAUGCUGAGUAGCUUACAAGCUGCAGCUGAGAGCUAUGGUAAGCCAGAAUGGGGCAGCACCGGCCCAACAGACGCCGGAGAGUACAACAACUGGCCGGAGGACACCAACUUCUUUAAAAAAGAAUCCGGUGGCUGGAACUCCGAGUACGGCGACUUCUUCCUCUCCUGGUACUCCCAAAUGCUACUAGACCACGGAGAAAGAAUAGUCUCCUCCGCGACUUCCAUUUUCAAAAACCUAGGUGUCAAGAUCUCUGUCAAAGUCGCCGGAAUCCACUGGCACUACGGGACACGCUCCCACGCGCCGGAGCUCACGGCCGGCUACUACAACACCCGUUUCCGAGACGGCUACCUCCCGAUCGCCAAAAUGCUUGGCCGCCAUGGCGCGGUUUUCAAUUUCACAUGCAUCGAGAUGCGUGACCAUGAACAGCCACAGGACGCACAGUGUUCGCCGGAAAAGUUGGUGCAACAGGUGGCUAUGGCUACCAGGGAAGCGGGGGUGGAACUCGCCGGAGAAAAUGCUUUGCCUAGAUAUGAUGAGUUUGCACAUGAACAGAUCUUGAAUGCGGCGUCGUUGUCCGAGAAUGAUGAGAUGUGUGCUUUUACGUAUUUGAGGAUGAAUCCUGAUUUAUUUCAUCCUGAGAAUUGGAGGAAGUUUGUGGGAUUUGUGAAGAAGAUGAAGGAAGGGAGAGAUGUUGACAAGUGUAGGGAGGAGGUUGAGAGGGAGGCGGAGCAUUUUGUGCACAUGACGGAGCCAUUGGUGCAGGAAGCUGCUGUUGCUCUUAUGCAUUAAAAUGGAUUUUUAAAGAUUUGAUAUCUUUAAAAUUACGUUAGUGUUUUAGGGUGUUAUGGUUGUAGAGGAUGUGUAAUUAGUAAGUAAAAAUAAAUGGUGGGUUUUUAUACAA
Lactuca sativa (garden lettuce) is the source of this 2009-nucleotide messenger RNA. RefSeq names its product beta-amylase 1 (gene BAM1). NCBI's taxonomy places the organism in Eukaryota, Viridiplantae, Streptophyta, Magnoliopsida, Asterales, Asteraceae. The record is from RefSeq and is a predicted model, not a curated record. Gene Ontology annotation, molecular function: beta-amylase activity. Gene Ontology annotation, biological process: polysaccharide catabolic process.